This is a messenger RNA of Colletotrichum phormii, 771 nucleotides long. RefSeq lists its product as uncharacterized. Bases 171 to 455 code for a protein of 94 amino acids. Lineage: Eukaryota; Fungi; Ascomycota; Sordariomycetes; Glomerellales; Glomerellaceae. The record is from RefSeq and is a predicted model, not a curated record. The transcript is spliced from 2 exons.
UUUGGGUCAUUCUUUGGAUUCCUAAAAGCAGCCUAAACCAUCUAGGCAACUACGAGCUGACGGAGCCAUCCGUCGGCCAGUAUCGGGGAUACGGCGUGGUUAACCCCGACUACUUUAACGACCACCAAAGUUCCAUACCAGUAUUACAAGUGCCAAAACCACGGUACGCAAUGGUUGGGUCGAAUUGCAUCACGACCCAACCCUUUUUGAGAAAAAUGCCUACAAACCAGAACCCAGAUAUGCUUUUGCUUCUCCCUCGCCGUGCUCCCUUUCCAGGGCUUGGUGGACCUGGGCUCGAUGCGCAUGUCUCUUCGAUCCCCGCGACUUUUAUGUCGCUUUUCCGCGUCAAGAAACCAGCCUGCCACAAUAUGCAAGUUUUUUUUUUUUCCAACUUGACAAUCGUAUCGUUGUGCUGUCUAAGGUACUUGACGUUCUCCCUCGCGCUGACGGAAUGACCGCGAAUUCCCUCCUAUAUCGUUGAUUCAAGCUUAAAUCGGGGCGUCGGGCAAUCUCUCGAUGGUGUACUUUCCACGUCCACACUUCAUGAUUGGAACACCGGGAAUGCGACGAAGUCUGGACACGAGGCCCUUGUCGUUGGUUGCGACGAGGUACACUCUGUCUUUAGACACCUUGGACACCUAUGAAGAGUUAAUCAGUAUUUUGACUCAGUCAAUCGAAGAUGUAAGCGGUUCGGGGCCUUACGAGGCAGUCAUCGGCGUACACCUGAGGAGAAACGUCGUUAGCAACUGGUAAUCGUGACAGUACUCGCAG